UGGACAACUACAGUGCUAACUUUGGGUUUUGUGCGCUACCUUGUUGUGUUAUGGAUUCCUAUGAUGUUAUAACAAACCAACCUGUCGUUAUAGAUAUAGGUACAGGUAUAUUGAAAGCAGGUUUCGCAGGUGAUCAAGUACCAAAGUACCGAUUUCCAAAUUAUAUUGGCCGUCCAAAACAUGUUAGAGUUAUGGCAGGUGCUCUUGAAGGUGAUGAUUUUAUUGGUCCUAAAGCAGAGGAACAUCGUGGUUUAUUAAGUAUACGAUAUCCUAUUGAACAUGGUAUUAUUCGUGACUGGAAUGAUAUGGAACGUAUUUGGGCUUAUAUAUAUGGCAAAGAUCAAUUGAUGGUCAAUAGUGAAGAACAUCCAGUUUUAUUGACAGAAGCUCCACAUAAUCCAAAAAGAAAUAGAGAGAAAAUGGCAGAAAUAUUCUUUGAAACUUUUAGUGUACCUGCGCUUUACAUUUCAAUGCAAGCGGUAUUAAGUUUAUAUUCCACUGGACGAACUACAGGUGUUGUAUUAGAUUCGGGUGAUGGUGUAACUCAUGCUGUACCUAUCUAUGAAGGUUAUGCUCUUCCACAUGCUAUUGAACGUACAGAUUUAGCUGGUCGAGAUGUAACACGUUUUUUACGUUUAUUAUUACGUAAAGAAGGUGCUGACUUUCAUACAACAUCAGAAUUUGAAAUUGUUCGCCAAAUAAAGGAACGUGCAUGUUUUAUCAGUUUAAAUCCAAGUAAAGUUGAAGCAAUGGAAGCAUUAGCUUCAUAUCCAUUACCAGAUGGUUCUACAUUAGAAAUUGGUCCAGCACGUUUUCGUGCACCAGAAUUAUUAUUUCGACCAGAUUUAAUGGGUCAAGAAUAUUUUGGUAUUCAUCAAGUAUUAGCUUAUGCCAUUCAAAAAUCCGAUAUGGAUUUAAGACGUAUGUUAUAUGAAAAUAUUGUACUGUCAGGCGGUUCGACGCUUUUCAAAGGUUUUGGUGAUCGUCUUGUUUUAGAAUUAAAACGUUUAGCUCCAAAAGAUGCACAUUUACGAAUAUCUGCACCACAAGAACGUUUAUAUUCUACAUGGAUUGGUGGUUCUAUUCUAGCAUCAUUAGAUACAUUUAAACGUAUGUGGAUAUCUAAAAGAGAAUAUGACAGUGAAGGUGCACGUGUUCUACAUCGUAAACUUCUUUAAAUGAUAAACAAAACACAAUUAUUCAUUCUUUCAUUUUUCUAAUUGAUCAUCUCAAUUGGGAACAACAACAACAAAAAGUAUUACUAACUCAAAGGAAAAUGGUUGUAUGUGUUGUGUAUAUUCAUGAAUAUAGGAUCUGUAUUUUCAUUUAACACAUGGACACACACACACAGUAACGUCUAAUCUUUCUUGUUCUUCUCUUAUUUACUUUGACCUAUCCUACUUGUAAAACAACCAUAUUUAUUGUCAUCAUAAUGAUAGUUGAAUUAUUUGUCAUUCCUUUUAAUUGUGCGUGUGUGCGGGAGGGGAGGGGUUGUUUUAUUUUUUGAAGCGACGUCCCAGUUUUUACACCAAGACCAUAAACACCGUACGUACGUGUGUGUGUGUGUAUGUAUCCGUCCAUAUCUCUCACAUGUUGUUUUCUAUUUUUUUUCCUUUCCUUAACUAACAGUAACCUCCAUAUGUACUUCUAUCUGAAGGAGUGAAAGAAAGAAUAUCUUCAUCAGUUUCGAUUCUUCUCAUCUCAUUCUGUUCUAUUUUUUUUUAUUCAUUAAUGGAUACUUUUAAUUAAGAGAGAAAAGAAGAAAAAAAUAAAGAGAUAAAAAAAAUUGAAAGAAACCUUAUCUUCUUCACCUAUUGGUUAGUAUCCGUGGUGACUAUUUCACUGUGUUUAUUUCUAAGUAAGUUCAUUGUUUAUUUUGUUUCUAGGUUCAUAUAAAAGUUUUUUAUUCUAUAAAUUAAUACAAACUUUAUUCCAUUUUAAUUUUGAAGGUUGUUGUUUUCUCUCUUCUUUUUUUCUUCUUGGGCUUGUCUCUGUUUUCUUUUCGUUUUUUCUUCUUUUCUAUUUAUAAAGGUUUCAAUGGAAAUAUAUAUAUAUAUAUUCUCCGGUGUUGUGUUACCCCCCCCCUACUUGUUUAUCCUCCUCUUCUUCUUCUGCUUUGUUAAUUUUCUCUACCGCAACAUAUGAAUUGCUUACUUAAAUCACUAGCACACACAUACACAAACAAAAGAAAACAAUAUGCUUUAAAUAUUGUGACGGAUUUACUUACUCUUGUGUAAUUCUAUUUUAUGUAUAUUCGUCUAUAUGGAUGAAUUAGCUUUUAUUUCAUUAUUACAUAAUAAUAAUAAUAAUCUGAUCUUUACAUAUCUCUGUUUAAUGUCGAAAACAGUAACAACAACAAUAACAACAAAAAACCAUAAACAGUCUCCCUUAAAGAUAUUCUCAUUUCAUUAUAUGUAUAUGUAGGUUAUGUGUGUAAUGAAAUAUAUAUGGGUUUGAUGAGUAAAUGAGAUUGUGUUCAUUUCAAGUUUAAAGAAUGAGAGAGAGAGAGAGUUAGAGGGUAGGGAAGUUUCUAGAAGACUUUAUUUCGAUAAUGCAAUAAAAGAAUAUGAAGUUUAUCAGAAGGGGUUUUUGUGUAGAUUGUAGUAAUUUCAAUAGUAAAUUGGAGGCUAGACCACUAUUGAAAACUUGGAAGCACUGGAUGACCAUUUUAUUCUAUUGUGAGACUCUUCAGCAUUGUACGCAUCCAUGAUUCUGCUCACAGGAUUCGAACCCAGGGUCUUCAGUCUCGUGCGCGAACGCUUAACCUCUAGACCCCUGAACCUUUCAGCAUCC
Messenger RNA from Schistosoma haematobium, 2793 nucleotides. Its product is annotated as Alpha-centractin. The transcript has 7 exons. The coding region runs from base 51 to 1178 and encodes 375 amino acids. NCBI's taxonomy places the organism in Eukaryota, Metazoa, Platyhelminthes, Trematoda, Strigeidida, Schistosomatidae. The record is from RefSeq and is a predicted model, not a curated record.